AUGGAGCAUGUCGCUGGCUCGCGCCGUGGCGGUAACAUCUUCCGCUCUCUCCUCCUCCUCCUCCUCCUUGCUUCAUAUGCUCGCUGCUCCACUCCCUUCGGGGAGGCAGUUGAAGGCACCGAGCACCUGGAGGCUUAUCAGAGCCUCGAAUGUGAGGGAGGAGGAGCACCGUGCAGGCAGCAAGUGGACAUCCACAGCCUCUACAGGCACACGCACCCAGGGAACGCGCACCCUGCCCUCAUGCUGGGGAGAUACUCGUACCUCGUGGUACAGGUCCGGUCCCCAGCGGCUGCCCCCUUCACAGCACUGCUGAACCAAGACAGUUCCGUCACCGACCCCAGCAGCUCCAUGUGCCGAUGUGAGGACGCAGUUGGUGUUGCCGAUCUUGUAACGGACCCCUGCCGCCUCGACCUCUUCCAGAGCAGGAUGCUCUACCUCACCAUCCUGGCCACUGAGCGCGGAGCCUACCAGGUUUCCUUCAUCCUCCGAAGCUCUCUGGUGGAGGAGGGUGCCGUCACCUAUGUGCUGCCACAGGCGACGCCAGUCGUCCUUGCCGUCCCUGUCCUCGACGUCUCCUCCUCCAAGUCGACUUCCAGCUACUCCAUCUCCAUGAGCGUUGACAGAAUCCACCCUGCUGAGCUGGAGCUGGACGUGAAGUACGUGGGAGACUUCGCAGCAUGUCAAGGGAAGAGCCAGUUGGAAGGUUUUCCUGCAAAUGCAAACUCUACGACAGCGGCUAACGUCACAAUCGAUGUCGGGAAUCUUUUCUUUGCGUUCUUUUCCGUCAGGACAAGCAGCAGGAAGAGAUCGCUGGCCCUUGACGUGAGGGACUCCCUUGCUGCCUCCGCCUCCCUGCUCGACAGGAGGAGUGCGGAGUUGAGCGGGGCAUGCAGCGAUCGCUCCUCCGUCCUGAGGAACUUUCAAGCUGUCAUGGGCGAGCUGCUUGAUAGCUCGAGGUUCUCAGCCGCGGACUUGCUCUUGCAAGCAGGAGACCCCCAGUCGGGCGGGAGAGUCCUGGAUGUCCUGGAGGCGGAGGCGCGGCACCUCCCGGCCCAAGUCUUACAGCAGGCUGUUGACAAGCUGGAAGAACUCUAUGCCAUGAACCAGCAUAACACAUUGGUCAAGGAGAGAAACUUUCAUCAGAUGGACCUUGAAGUCUCGCUCAUCCUCGUAGAAUCUCUUGUCCGGUCCUGGGGAUGCGGAAAUUCCACUCUCGUCCUCCCUCUGGCUCAGCGGUUGCUCAAAGAGCUGACCUCAAACCAACUCUCUCACCAGCAGCAGAGCGCUGCCCAUGCCCUGAUCCUCGUGAUGGUCUGCACCGAGGGGUACGAGAAGGCAAGGAGCUCGCUGGGGGAGCCGUCAUCUAGCAAGGAGGCAGAGGAUGCGAUCUGCCUCAGCCUCCUCUCCAUCUGCAGGAGCAUGACGGGCGGAGCCAGCAGGGAGGGAGUCACUGAGGAGGAUGGGACAGAGGACCCAACAGCUUGCAAGCUGCUGCCCUGCUCACGUUCAGCUUCACAUCAGUAA
Molecule: messenger RNA, 1524 nt
Organism: Guillardia theta CCMP2712
Lineage: Eukaryota; Cryptophyceae; Pyrenomonadales; Geminigeraceae
Exons: 10
Coding region: 1-1524 (507 amino acids)
Source: RefSeq, a predicted model, not a curated record